AUGAUGAAGAUUAUCAACACCUUUUCCUCUGGAAAACCUGACGCUUGGAAGGGAUAUCAUGACAGUGACUAAAUGGUCUCCAAAUUUACGUCCAGAGGAGGACUCCCCUAUUGUUCCGGUUUGGAUCACUAUACCCAAUCUUCCUAUUCAUUUACAUGAUCAGAAGGCUCUCUUUUGUAUUACCCCCACACUAGGUAAACCCUUGAAAGUUGAUAACGCCACCCUCACCUUCGCUAGACCCAAAGCUGCUAGGGUUUGCAUUGAAGUGGAUGUCUCAAAGACACUACAUCAGCGUAUUCAUGUUAAGCACGUUGAUGAAGAUCUCUUCUUUCAAGUUCUCUAUGAGGAUCCCCCAUCCUUUUGCUCUUCCUGCCAUCGUUUGGGUCACACCCCUAAUUCUUGCAAACCGGAAAAGCUUCCGGAAAGGCAAGUGGUGGAUGAUGUUCCUCCCAUGAAGGAUAAGGGCAAAGGGGUUUUGAAUGAUUGGACCACUGUGCAUCGUAUGGGCAAGCCUCCAAAAUCAAAAGUUACGUGGGUUCAAAAGCCCUUCAUGCCACAAGUCAAUCCAUGCAUGCCAUGCCAUGAGGAAUCUUUUAAGGCUGGUGCUAGGCGUAGGCCCGAGGUUCAUUUCAUUGGGUCAAAAGAGGUGAUUUUUCUGGACAAUAAUGGCCUUGCCUAUAUCUUUUUUGAUCCUACUAAUCCUGUAGUUGAGCCCACCUCUAGUCAGAACGUCUCUCUUGAUUUGGUCAAAGAAGCAGAAGAGGAAGCAUCCAAAGCAGAAAUCCUCUUUGAAGAGAAUCCCUCUUCUGAAAAUAAAAUCCUCCUUAACCAAAGGAAAGCACACCUUGCAGAGAUGACCAACAGGGAAUUUAUUUUUUGGAAACAGAAAUGCAAUCUUAAAUGGCUUCAAGAGGGAGAUGCUAAUACUAGAUUUUUCCAUAACUUGGUUAAAAAUAGAAGGAGGCAUCAACAGAUUAAUUGGCUACUUAAUGAUGAGGGUAAAAUCGUUGACAAGCCUGAUGAGAUGGAAAAGCUUGUUGUUCAUCAUUAUACCACCCUACUGAAUCAGGCAGAACCAUCUGCUUCUCCUGAUCUCUAUGAACAAUUCCUUGAUGCCAUCCCUUCCUUGGUUGAUCAAAGGCAUAAUGAUUACCUUAUGUGUCUACCUACUGAAGAGGAGAUCAAACUUAUCAUUUGGGAAAUGGAUCCUAAUUCAGCAGCUGGCCCAGAUGACAAUGGGCUAUGGGCUAAGCUUAUGAGGGCUAAAUACUGGAGAAAUGGAGACAUCUUUGAGACUCUAACAGAUUCUUUUGUUUGGAAGAGGAUUUCUAGGGCUAAUGAAACUGCGUCCAAUGCUUGUUCCUUCAAUGAAGAUGGUUCAGUGGUCUGGUCUCCUGAGGCCAAUGGAUUAUUUUCCAUCAAAUCUGCUUUUGAUCUCUGCAGACCUGCAUCUCCUAGUGCUGCCUCCUUCAAACACCUUUGGAUGAAACCACAAAAUGCUAAGGUAGGGGUUUUCACUUGGAAACUAUUCAAACGCUGCCUUCCUUUACCAGAAUAUCUCCAAAGAUUAGGCUUCCAGCUGCCCUCUAUCUGUCCUUUCUGUAAGGAGGAUUCACUCAUCUCCAAACAUGUUUUCAUUGACUCCCCACAAAUUAUGGAGAUAUGGAGAUAUUUUUCAGCAUGCCUUGGUUUUCUGCACAGCUCUUCGUCCUCCAUUAACCAACAUUUCAUGAAUUGGUGGCUGAGAGGUAACAACAACAACAACAUUCAUGGUUUUUUGCGUUUGCAUCUCCCUGGGAUCAUUUGUUGGCACAUUUGGAAAGAACUGAAUGAUCUCCUUUAUGAAAACAAAUCUGCACUCAACCUUCGAUCACUCGUUGAGUCCAUCUCCAUGUUUGUGAGACAAUGGCUCCUCGUAAAAACCCCCAAAAGGCUCUGGACUACUUAUCCGUGGCUCGCUGCAAAACAGUUGCUGCCUUCUUUCCCUAAGGCCCCUAAAGUACGCGUUGUCAAAUGGUUAGCUCCUUCAAAGGGACGUCUUAAGAUCAACAUUGAUGCAUCUUUCACUCCCAUGUCCAGAAGAGGUGCAGCUAUUUUGCGUGAUGACGAGGGUAGAUUUGUGCGUGCAGCUUCGUUCCUCAUUUCAGGCUCCACCCCUUACCAAGCUGAACUGGAUGCAGCAAUCAAAGGAAUUCAAUGGGCACUUUCGUUUCAUCCCUUGCUCGUUUAUGAAACGGAUGCCUUGGAAAUUUUAAGGAGACUUGGCCAUUACACUCAUUACGCUUUCUCUCCUUUCCCGAUUGACAUUCUGGCCAAACUAAUUUUUGAGAAUGAUAUAUUGAAAUCACAUACUCUUCGGGAGGGUAAUCAUCCUGCAGAUCUUUUGGCUAAGGAGGAUAGAUUAAAAGAUUGUUCUCUCAUUUAAUAUUGUAAUUUUAAUAACUGUCCUUCUUCUGUAAUGGCCGCUCUUUUGAAUGAGCGCCUUCCUUCUUUCCGUUUUCAUUAAUAAAACUUCCCCUUUUUU
This is a messenger RNA of Cuscuta campestris, 2524 nucleotides long. The record is from the annotation of a GenBank genome assembly. Lineage: Eukaryota; Viridiplantae; Streptophyta; Magnoliopsida; Solanales; Convolvulaceae.